Musa acuminata subsp. malaccensis (wild Malaysian banana) is the source of this 1126-nucleotide messenger RNA. NCBI's taxonomy places the organism in Eukaryota, Viridiplantae, Streptophyta, Magnoliopsida, Zingiberales, Musaceae. The record is from RefSeq and is a predicted model, not a curated record.
CACUCCGCCCGCUCCCUUCUCCUCGUCCUUUCCUCUCUUAUCCGACAUUUUCCCACGACUCUCUCUCUCUAGGGUUAGGGUUAGGUUUUCCUCUUCUCUUCGUUUUCUGUUUGUCCCGUGAUUGAAAUCAGAAAUCGAGGUUUCGAGGAGCGAUUCGGAGAGAUUGGAGAUGGGUUCGGAGGCGGCUGCCGUCAUCCCGAGUUCGGUGGUGCAGCAGAGCUUCGCAGAGCUGGAGAAGCAGCGGGAGCUCAUCACCAGCUGCACGCUGCUGUGGAAGGAGCUCUCCGACCACUUCUCCAUCCUCCAGCAGGGGCUCGAGAUAAAGUCGGAGGCCCUUCGGUCCAAGCGCCAGUCCCUCGACGCCUCCACCGGGCACGCCCUCGACUCUCUCCGCCGCCGCGAGCUCUCCAUCGACUCCGCCGUCGAGCUUGCUAUCGCCAAGCUCGACGAGCGCCGUGCCGCCGCCGUCGAGGCCCUAUCCGCCACCGCUGCGGGGGGGGACGAUCUUGAUCUCGCCGAAAAGCUGCGUUCUUUGUGCACGAAGAUGGAUUUCAAUGGGUUCUUCGACCUUGUGGUCGCGAAAAGGAAGGAGGUGGAGCUCCUCCGGUUGGAACUCCCGGUGGCUCUGGCCAACUGCAUCGAUCCAGCCAAAUUCGUGAUGGACGCCGUCUCUGGAGUCUUCCCCGUGGAUAAGAGACCGGUGAAGUCGCCGAAUGAUCUCGGGUGGGCCUGCGUGCUGGUCUUGGAAUCACUAGUGCCGGUCCUGGCGGAUCCAGAGCUAGGAACGGUGAGGCCAUUGGCAACUCGAAAUAUAAGGGAGAGAGCCAGGGAGAUGGCGAAGGAGUGGAAGAUGUGGCUGGAGCAGCACGGAGGGAUUGAGAGUGUGAAGCCACCCGAUGCACACACGUUUCUCCAGCAUUUGGUGACUUUUGGGAUCGUAGGGAAGGCCGACAAGGAGUUAUACCAGAGGCUCGUGGUGAACUUUGCAUGGCGGAGGCAGAUGCCAAAGCUGGCUAUUUCAUUGGGCCUUGAGGACAAAAUGGAAGGUAUUGAUUUCUUCUCUGGUUCCUCCUUCCUGGUAAUUCGAUCAUGAUUAUGAUCUAGUGUAUCUUAGGACUUCUCUUAU